This is a messenger RNA of Cladophialophora immunda, 1140 nucleotides long. RefSeq lists its product as uncharacterized. Gene Ontology annotation, biological process: DNA-templated transcription. Bases 1 to 1140 code for a protein of 379 amino acids. The record is from RefSeq and is a predicted model, not a curated record. Lineage: Eukaryota; Fungi; Ascomycota; Eurotiomycetes; Chaetothyriales; Herpotrichiellaceae. The transcript has 6 exons. Gene Ontology annotation, molecular function: DNA binding; zinc ion binding.
AUGGACAAACGUGAUUCUGUCAGGCGGUUAGCGGGAAGGAUUGACUACGGGGGUGGGCGACCAUUAUCAAUGAAAAACGGAGGAGGGAGAACCACUCAUGACGACAACGGACGGCCACAUUAUUAUGGACCCUCUAGCAAUCAUGCCUUCACACAAAGUUCGACAUCAUACCUACUGCAACCCAGCCUCCGGAGUGUACGGCAAUACGGAGAUCCUUCCUUGCGACGGGCCGGCUUAAAAUGGUCUGGUGACAUUCGGAUCGAAAAGCAAUUGACGGAAUUGUUUUUCAAGUGGCACAAUGCCAUAUGCAAUGAGGUCAAUGAAUGUGUUUACCGGAGAGAGAAGGAAAUAUACGAUCACGGGCAGGACUCUUUGUUCUACUCGCCUACUCUCCAGAACGCUAUUCUCGCCAUCGGCGCCUGUUACACAACUCGUACUAUUCCUGGUAUACCGGGAGAUAGCUCCGAGUUCUUUGCGAAGAGGGCGAAAACACUGCUCGAAAUUGAGUUGGAUAAACCCACCUUUGCCACGCUGGAAGCAAUUUCACUCAUCUCGUCGCACGAAAUGGUCAACGCGCGCGAGUCAAGUGGAUGGCUUUACUCUGGAGGUAUAUCUGUCCACCUGGUUACUGAUAUGGGUCUCCAUCUUGACCUCGAACCCAACCUCGAACCUUCUCUCCAACCCCACGACCUUUCCGGCGCCCGAAAAUUGUCUCAAGAGAUAUUCUGGGCUAAUUAUUGGCUUAAUAUUCAGUGGAGCUUGUAUCUGGGGCGCCCAUCACUGAUGACGAAGCUUGGAUGCACAACCCGGAAACCGGAAGUCGUAUCUAUACCGAAUAUGCCACGCCACGAACCAGCUCGAGACCGGUCGGAACGACAACCAGAGGAUUGUCAAAACCCUGCCUACAAUGUUGCAGUCUAUAUAUAUCGUCUCGCUUCUAUCAUGGGAAAGAUUGCCGACACCGUUUAUGGUGGAGUUCCGAGUACAAUCCGCAGCCACGAUAAUGCAAUCCAAGCGAUUACCAGCGAGCUGGAACAAUGGAAGAAGAAUUUGCCACCUGAGGUGGACAUCGACCUUGACAAAAAUGGCAACAUGGAGACCCAGGUAAUAUACGGCUCCUCGAUCUUACAACUCCAGUGA